CGCGGCGCCGAUUGCGUUUUGCAGUGCGUCGUUGACGAGAAGCAGAAGCCGGUGGGCACGCGGUUUUCUCUGACGGGAGCGACGGCAAGGAGAGAGCAGGCGGGCAGGCACCGACCUCAGAUUCUGCUUCCACUGUAACACAAACUAAUAGCAAAAAUGCCUUCCGAUUUGGCCAAGAAAAAGGCAGCCAAAAAGAAGGAAGCAGCAAAGGCUCGUCAGCGUAAGCCUAAAGCCACAGAAGGUACUGAGGAAAAUGGUGAUCUUGGCACAGAUGAAGUGGAAAAUUCCAAAACACAGAUUAAUGGGUCUUCUGGUCACGAUGCAGGCUUGGCUCAUGUUAUCAAUGAGCUGGAUGAGUUUGAGCUGAAGAAAGCAGCAGCCCGGGCAGUCACAGGAGUCUUGGCCUCUCAUCCCAAUAGUACAGAUGUUCAUAUUAUUAAUCUGUCACUCACAUUUCAUGGUCAAGAGCUACUGAGUGACACCAAGCUGGAGCUGAAUACUGGCCGUCGCUAUGGAUUGAUUGGUCUCAAUGGCACUGGCAAAUCCAUGCUGCUGUCUGCUCUAGGUCAUCGGGAGUUACCGAUACCAGAACCCAUCGACAUUUACCACCUUACACGAGAAAUGCCACCUAGUGACAAUACACCACUGGAUUGUGUGGUCGAGGUUGACAAGGAGCGCAUCAAUUUGGAGAAAGAGGCAGAGCGUCUGGCCCAUGAAGACUCUGAAUGCGAGAAACUUCUACAAAUCUAUGAACGUUUGGAAGAGUUGGAUGCGGAUAAGGCAGAAAUGCGAGCUUCACGGAUUCUACAUGGUCUUGGGUUUUCACCAGCCAUGCAACGGAAAAAGAUGAAGGAUUUCAGUGGCGGUUGGAGAAUGAGAGUAGCUCUUGCCAGAGCUUUGUUCAUCAAACCCUUCAUGCUACUGUUGGAUGAGCCCACUAAUCAUCUUGAUCUGGAUGCCUGUGUGUGGCUCGAGGAAGAACUGAAAUCGUUCUCAAGGAUUCUUGUGCUGAUAUCUCAUUCCCAGGAUUUUUUGAAUGGAGUUUGCAACAAUAUUAUUCAUAUGCAUAAUCGGAAGCUCAAGUACUAUACAGGCAACUAUGACCAGUAUGUAAAGACCAGAUUAGAACUGGAAGAGAACCAGAUGAAACGAUUUAAUUGGGAGCAAGAUCAAAUCACUCAUAUGAAGAACUACAUUGCACGUUUUGGGCAUGGCAGUGCUAAAUUGGCAAGGCAAGCACAGAGCAAAGAGAAAACCCUGCAGAAGAUGAUGGCUUCUGGGCUGACUGAGAAAGUAAUCAGUGAUAAGACUUUAUCAUUCUAUUUCCCAUCAUGUGGGAAGAUUCCUCCUCCGGUUAUUAUGGUGCAGAAUGUGAGCUUCAAGUACACAAAUGAUGGGCCUUUGAUCUACAAGAAUCUAGAAUUUGGUAUUGAUUUGGAUACCAGGGUGGCCUUGGUUGGGCCAAAUGGAGCUGGGAAGUCAACAUUACUCAAACUGCUAGCCGGUGAUCUCUUGCCUUGCGAUGGAAUGAUUCGAAAGCACUCGCACGUCAAGAUCGGGAGAUACCAUCAGCAUUUGCAAGAUCAGUUGGACUUGGACCUCUCCCCUUUGGAUUACAUGAUGAAGUGCUAUCCAGAAAUCAAAGAAAAGGAGGAGAUGCGGAAAAUCAUUGGGCGCUAUGGGCUCUCAGGGAAGCAGCAGGUGAGUCCCAUCCGAAACCUGUCGGAUGGACAGAAGUGUCGAGUGUGCUUUGCCUGGCUGGCUUGGCAGUCUCCUCACAUGCUGUUUCUUGAUGAGCCCACAAAUCACCUGGAUAUUGAGACUAUUGAUGCCCUUGCUGAUGCUAUCAAUGAGUUUGAGGGCGGUAUGAUGCUGGUCAGCCACGACUUCAGGCUCAUUCAACAGGUAGCACAGGAGAUCUGGGUGUGUGAGAAGCAGACAAUCAGGAAGUGGCAAGGCGGUAUCCUGUCCUACAAGGAGCAUCUGAAAUCAAAGAUGUUGGGUGACAAUCCUCAAAGCAGCAGGAAGACUCCCUGUGCCUGAUGUAUCAGCAGCAACUUGGUAUCGACAUUAGGAAAAUUUCUAUAAAGUGUUACAGAUUAUCCCCAAGGGGCUUGACACAGCAGUGUGGGUGCAGCUGAGCUUAAGCAUGCUAGACAAUUAAAAAUCAAGUGCAGAAAUCACUGUUCAUAAGGUUACUAAUCCUAGAAGCUGUAGUUCUCAUCUGGUUAGGGUGGGACAGGAAGGGCUGAAAAACACUUCAUCCUCCAAUGGAGGAUUGCCUGCUUCAGUUUGGACUGAUGUGGCCACUGCCUGUCUCAACCCCUUAUCUUGCUGCAAUGCACCUCUAUUCUUGGAAAAUCUGACCUCUUGCCUCAUAUUUUGUGCCAAGCCCCAAGAUUUUUCUGGCCCCACUGUGCUUCAGCACUUUCUUUGGAGGGGGUUGAUUUGUUCCAUUCUUGAACCGUUCCUCAAAUUAAGCUGUUGAGCCCAUUGUUUUUUACAGGAAUGAAUAUUUAGAAAGUGGGAUUGGGGGUUGUUAUGGCAUGAAUGCUUGUUCCCUGUGACCUUUAGCCCUGAACAGGCAGGGCUGUAGUGUUUUCCAAGAAGAGGAAGUGUCCUUUGCAGUGACAAAUCCUAACAUCUGCAUGCUGCACCUACUGCAACAGACCAGGAACUAAACAUUCUCUGCUGUUCAGGCUGGAUAUAGGGUGUUGCACAUUUGCUGAAAGGAAUGGGUGCAUUGUUGUCUGAUUAAUGCAAUCAGUUUACACCCACAGCUCCACAUUCUUUUGUAGCUUUUCUCAAAGAAGAACACCUGUGGCUUCUCUCAAAGAAACCAUCCAAAGAUUAUGGUUCUGAUGGCCAAUUCCAAUUAAAUUCUAUAUUAAUGUUUUGCUCAUUUUUGUAAGAAUGCUUUUAACUUGUUGCACUGUCACAAUACCUCCCCCAGCACCCGAAAGUGGUGCUCUCAAGUGAAAGUUUGAGAGAACCACAAGCUAUUUAUUUGUGGUUGAUGCACAGUUGUAACCCUUGCUGCAAGGACAAUACAGAGUGAAGUGUGGUUUCUAUUUAAGCUUCAGGAAUCUGUUCCACGUCCCUUUUAAACUUCUAUGGAAUCUGAGUAAAAAUUCACAUUUCUUUUGCCACUGUGUGAUAGCUGCCCUGUAGCAUAAUGAUCCUUUCAAUGUGAAAGGUUGUAAUCCAUACUGUAGUAUCACCCAAACUAAAAUUGUAGGUUUUCUGGAAAGGGGACUGGAAGUAAUCUUUCAAUAUUAACUUUGGGAUGAUCCCUAUAUCUGCUUGCUUAAACAGUCCUUUGUUCUAUUGUGUAUGGACACUGCUCUUGGUCAUUGUCCCAUAAUCCAUGAGAAAUGUAUGGCUUCCAUUCUUUUCUCAGCUGUUUAUUUGCUAAACCAGUGUCUGCCAUUACUCUGUUGUGUUCCAAAGUGGUGAAUGCUUAGAUCAGCACCAACAUUUUCUUUGUAAAAGUCUUCCAAGUUUUGAUCUUGGGUAUGCUUGACAAUGGAGGUAAACUUAGGGGCCUUGCUCAUGGGGAUGCAAAACAGUCUGGAAUUUGCAUGUAUUAUUUCCUUUCUUUGCCUUUCCCAAUUCUUACUUUCCUACCCAAUCCCAUAAAGAAGAGCAUUCUAUUCCAAUAAUAACUGCAUUGUAAAAGACAAGGUUUAGAGAUCCUUAUCAGGGCUGAACAUCUGUUUGUUUUGGAGGAUAUUUCAGACAUCCUGCCUUUGGAAGUUCGAUGGAGCUUCCCAGACUGUUCAAGGGUUGAGUCCAUUCUUUCCUAAUGAGAUUAUUUUGGAGAUGAGUGGAUUGGACACUUCCCAGGAGUUCCAGAACAUGCUUAGUUCUGCCUCUCCCUACCACCUUGCUGAAAUAAAUCUUGGCAUGGGACUCGUGAGAUUUAACUCUGGCCAUAGUGCAAUGGGGGGGGGGGGGCGGGAGAGUGCUUGGACAGCUUUUCUUACUUAAAACAGAAACAGUGCAUUUUCUCACCCCAUCACUCACUUUGGUCUCACCACUAACCUACCAAUGCUGUACCCCAGUAUUAGUGAGUUAAUGAUCAAACUGUUCCCUCCAGUACUCCAGUCCAACACCACACAAUUUGGAGCAUUCUCCAGUAUGAUUAUUUUGAAAGGACAUUAUAGUUGGGCUUUUGUCACCUAUCCUAAACAUGGUAUCAUUGGCAUUGUUUAUGGAUCCUGCGAUGUCUUGCAGUAAUGAUUCUGAUGUAUUUUAUUUUUAAAAUGUAUUGGACACUUGAAUCCCUUGCAGUAAAGAGCACCCAGUUAUGUGGAGAUGGUGAUUGCAGAUUGUCUGGUUUCAGCAUUAUAUUUUGGGAAAAAUAAAGUUUACUGGAGAAUGUUUCUAAUCCUA
Molecule: messenger RNA, 4395 nt
Organism: Hypanus sabinus (Atlantic stingray)
Lineage: Eukaryota; Metazoa; Chordata; Chondrichthyes; Myliobatiformes; Dasyatidae
Gene: abcf2a
Product: ATP-binding cassette, sub-family F (GCN20), member 2a
Exons: 15
Coding region: 157-2043 (628 amino acids)
Molecular function (GO): ATP hydrolysis activity; ATP binding
Source: RefSeq, a predicted model, not a curated record